AUGGACGGAAUCGAACGCAGUGACGAAGUUAACAAAGAUGAUGGCUGUAAGCUGUUUGUUGCCAUCUCACGAAAUAGUAUGCACCAACUGAAACAUUUCGAGAAAAGCGGCACCAACAAGCAGGGACGGAACUUCCUGACUGCCGAAUUUGGUGAAUGGCCUGCCGAGCGUGCUGCUCUAGACGUCCUGGAGCUCAACCGACUGAUUGCCAUUCCAGAGGAGUUCAUCCCCACUGGCUUCGACCCUGGUGAUGCGGGGGCUCCGGACGAUGCGAAUGAUCAACCCGGUGGCGGCGGUGGUGAUGAUGAUGGUGAUGCUGGCACGCGGCCCCAACCUACUUACGAUGUCAAAAAGCCGAAAAAACGCCGAAAAAGUCGCUGA
Molecule: messenger RNA, 381 nt
Organism: Dibothriocephalus latus
Lineage: Eukaryota; Metazoa; Platyhelminthes; Cestoda; Diphyllobothriidea; Diphyllobothriidae
Source: the annotation of a GenBank genome assembly